Plasmodium knowlesi strain H is the source of this 1668-nucleotide messenger RNA. RefSeq names its product fatty acid elongase, putative. Gene Ontology annotation, cellular component: endoplasmic reticulum membrane. Gene Ontology annotation, molecular function: fatty acid elongase activity. The transcript has a single exon. The coding region runs from base 1 to 1668 and encodes 555 amino acids. Gene Ontology annotation, biological process: very long-chain fatty acid biosynthetic process; fatty acid elongation, saturated fatty acid; sphingolipid biosynthetic process. NCBI's taxonomy places the organism in Eukaryota, Apicomplexa, Aconoidasida, Haemosporida, Plasmodiidae. The record is from RefSeq and is a predicted model, not a curated record.
AUGGGAGGCUGGAGCCCCCUGAGUCGUGCAUUCUGGGUGCCCGGUAAGGGCAGAGAACUGGCGGGCAAGUACGAGAAAACGAUUCUACUGAUUUCUCUGCUGUACAUCCCCGUAGUGUUGAUAUUGCAAAAGGUGAUGAGGAAGAGGAAGGAGAUAGAGGCGAAGGCGUUGAAGGUGGCAUGGAAUGUGUGCCUGUCGGUGUUCUCCCUUAUAGGAGUGUUGCUUAUCCUUAUAUAUGAUCCAAGUGUGUUGAAGAGUAUAAUUCUGGAGGAGACAGAGUACAAACCGGAAACAAGAGCAGUCAUCAGUAUUUUCACGCUGACAAAAGUAGUGGAGUAUGGAGAUACCAUAUUUCUAAUUUUAAAAAAAAAAAAAUUAACAUUCUUACACAGUUACCAUCACUUAAGUGUAGUUAUCUAUUGUUUAUAUUCUCAGAAAGAGUUAGUUUCUCACGCGCAUUACUUUGUCUUUCUCAACUUAGUGGUCCACACUAUUAUGUAUUUUUAUUUUGGCUUUAUUUAUAUAGUCCCAAAAAUUCUGUACAAGGUCAGGCGAUUUAUAACAUGUUUGCAAAUACUUCAAAUGUUCAUUGGCAUUUUUAUUUCCUACUAUGCUAUAAAAAAUGUGGAUAAUGAAAUAUACGUAAAAAAUGCAAUAGCUAGUUUAGCUUUAUACUUAACAUAUGCCAUAUUGUUUUUAAAUUUUUAUUUUAAUAAUUAUUGCAAAAAUGUAAAAAGCAACGUUGCCACGUACAUUAUCAGCGUACAUAUAUUGGGACUCAUUGGACUUAUAAUGAUAUGUACAAGUAAUGACACUCUAAGGUUAUUCAUUGAAGUGUCUAUUGGAUGUGUAUUCACGUUAACGUUACUCAGUUGCUCCUUUCAUUUUAACACUCAUUAUUGUAACAUUUGGAAGAACAAAAUAGGCGACUCAAACGUUUUCGAGCAGACAGACUUAUUUAACAUUUAUAAGGAUAAGUACUUUUCCAAUAUGGCCUUCUUAAAAAAAAUGACUGUACAUAUGAUUAAGACAUUUCUCCUUUGCUUCAAUGGUCUCGCAACGUAUGCGCAUGACACCAUAUUCCUUUUUGUAAAUUUUUAUUCGGAGAGGCUUAAGAGGAUUGCGCAUGAGUCAGCUGUUAUGGAGAGAGGGGGCCAAUCACUCAUUGCAGGGCGUCAGCUGGUGGGGGAUUUUGCCACAAAGAGGAGCACACACGGGAAUGCACAGAUACAUGUACAUGCGAAUGAACAGAUGAGUGGACAAAUGAAUGUACAUGCGAAUCGACGAACAAAUGUGGUGCACACUCCUAACGAAGGAAAAAACAGAACGAACAAAGUCAUCUUCCUAAUUAAAGACCUUUACAACAGAUCCAUAAUUUCCUACAUCAUAUACAAAUCCCCCAUCGAAAGUAUUAGCAAAAAUUUGGAGUCCAUUUCGCCUGACCAGUCAGUAAAGAAAUCUGCCGAACUUACACUUCUUGGCAUGGCUAAGCAGGUAAUACAGAACUACCUCCUCUACAUUGUCUGCUUAAUUCUCCCUAUAUAUUACGGACUGCGCGUGUACAACGAUGCGUUACUGGGCCUGUGUGUACACGGCGCACUCAGGUGGCUCAUCGAAAUUUACUCUACCAAGAUUUUUAACAAGUCGCACAAACUGCACGGGCAUUGA